AUGAAUUUUAAACAUAUAUUCUCAAUAGUUUUAAAUUUAAUACUAAUAGACUUGGUACUUUCCAAAAAUAGAGAAAGAGAUCAUAAAUAUAAAGAACCAAAUCUAAGAGAUGCUGGUGUUGGUAUUGCUAUUGGAAUGGGUAGCUUUAUUGGAGUAAUGCUAAUUAUAUUUACAAUUAUCAUAGUCUAUGUCAAGUUAAAUAAAACAGAAAAAGAAACUAAGCAACUAGAGAAUCAAAAUCAAAAUCAAAUUCAAAAUGCAACAGAAACCCAAACACCAAUUGAAAUUAAUUGUUAA
This is a messenger RNA of Heterostelium album PN500, 297 nucleotides long. RefSeq lists its product as uncharacterized. The record is from RefSeq and is a predicted model, not a curated record. Lineage: Eukaryota; Evosea; Eumycetozoa; Acytosteliales; Acytosteliaceae. The transcript has 2 exons. Bases 1 to 297 code for a protein of 98 amino acids.